AUGACUGAAUUCAAAUACACAUUCUCGCAUGAAUGCUCGGUAGACCUGCUGGCGUCUCCCUAUGGACUGGGGGCGCUGUCUGUGAUACCCCUAAAGGCCCCCACGAUAGGGGUUGGCUCAGUCUACCUCAAUGCGACAGUCCUAGUUCAUGCUGGAAAGCUAUAUUUUAACGACGGUGCUGAUUUUGAUUGCGAUGAGAACAUACGAUACAGAAUCGUGGUAUAUGUUGAGAAGCCACGCACUCUGCGUAUAGAUUUUUUCAAGUACAAGAUGGACAGUCCUGACAACGUCUUGGACAUGGACGCUAUUGGAACCGAUACUCAGGAUAUGUUUACAACACUGCCUACAUUUCUGAACGGUUUGAAGGAAAAAGAUAACUGGAAUCCGGCCAUAGUGUUCAGGGGAGAAAUAGGCCCACGCUAUCCAACCGACUUUGAAAUGGCUGUUGGAGUGCUGAAGUUUGCACCCGGGCCUUCAGUUGACUCAAGAUGA
Kuraishia capsulata CBS 1993 is the source of this 492-nucleotide messenger RNA. RefSeq lists its product as uncharacterized. The coding region runs from base 1 to 492 and encodes 163 amino acids. Lineage: Eukaryota; Fungi; Ascomycota; Pichiomycetes; Pichiales; Pichiaceae. The record is from RefSeq and is a predicted model, not a curated record. The transcript has a single exon.